GGCACGAUGUGUUAGUGUUAAAUUAAUAAAUAUAUAAAUUUGUUAUAUCGUAAUGGAAUUUUUUACUUUCGACAGUGAUGUGUCUACUGUACCUUCCUGGAUGCCCUUGCUUAGACAGAGUUUUAUUUGCAGUGGAGUUGUAACGUUUUACUUCAUCCAUGGUCUUUUUGUGGGUGCCCCAACUGUCUUUAUCCCGCAACUAAAAAGGGAACACAAUUCUACAGAUUCUAUAGAUUUGUCUAUGGAAUCAUGGUUAUCCUCCGCCUUAUUCUACAGUUCCAUACCAUGGUCAGUAAUAAUCCCGAUCUUCGCGUACUAUUUUGGAAGGAAAAAAACUGAAAUUAUUAUCUGCUUUGAUACAAUGAUAAGCAGCGUUAUGUUGUACUAUAGUACAUCACCAAGUCAGAUAAUUGUCAGCCAGAUAAUAAUUGGUAUGUUACCUGCCGGCCAUCUCACUAUUUCUUUAAUGGUAUUAACAGAAUAUUUUUCACCCAAAUAUAGAGGUAUUUUUAUGACUGUCAAAUCAGCGACUGUAUUCUGGGGAAUAUGGAUGUCAAACGCCAUUGGAACGUAUUUUCAUUGGAGUAAUAUUGCAAUACUGAGCCUUGUAUGCAGCGCAUAUACUUUAAGUACUUUUUUAUGGACCGAGUCGCCGUACUGGCUUGCAUCUAAAGGCCGCUUCAGGGAGUGCGUUGAAACACACCGAUGGUUAAAAGGGACUGAUGCUGAAGCAGAGGAAGAGCUUAAACGUCUUAUUGAUUAUCAUAAAUCACAUUUUAAUUCACGUAAUACAAAACGUCAUAUUUUAAUGUUGAAAUCUAUGUUUAACGCGAUAGCAGAAACUAGCUUUUAUAAGCCCCUUCUUAUUGCUACGUUGACAAUUUGUUUAUACCAAAUAUCGGGAAAAUUUGCAUUUAGUAUCUACGCUAUAAGGAUAUUAAAAGAUAUAACUGUAAGUGAAUUUACAGCUUACAAUGGUAUGUUGAUUUUGGAUGGAAUAACCAUACUUGGGAUGUAUGUAGGAUCAUCGUUUUCAAAAUUUCUUAAACGGCGUACAAUGAUUUUGUACGCGUCGUCAAUUGGUGCUACAUUUUUAUUAAUACUAUCUGUGUAUUUAUAUUUAAUUGAAUUUAAAAUUAUAUCAGAUAAUAAGUAUGUUUCUAUACCUCUAUUAGCUGCGUACUCUAUGUCAAUGAGCUGUGGUCCAAUGAUUAUGUCUCUAUGUUUAUGUGGUGAGUUAUCACCGUUACAGAAUAGAAGCCUUUUCUUUUGCGUAUUAUGUAUUAUUUUUAAUAGUCUUAUGGCAGUGACGAUAAAGAUGUCGCCAUAUUUAUUCAAAUCAGUUGGUCUGAGGGGCUCAUUCUUAUUCUAUGGAAUCGGUUCUUAUGCAGUCAUUGCAUUACUUUUCAAGUACUUACCGGAAACGAAGGAUAAAACUAUUCUCGAAGUACAAAAGUAUUUUGAAGGAAAUUUUUGUAUUAAAAAUGAAAAUGAAGUUAUGUUAACAGAACGCCGAUUACUUGAAAUAAGACAACCUAGGUCUUACUAAUUUUACGAUUAAUCUGAAUUAAUAUGUUGUUUUAUGUGUAAUGUCGUUUAUAAUUUAUGUACUUAUAUACUUCGGUUGCUUAGUGAUGUCAUGAUAAUAUUAAGGUUAAGUGGAACUAUAUUUGUUAAUUGUUAACACAGGGAAGGCAACGGUUGUUCGAAGUAGUCUUGUUUUAUUAAUAAAAUAUAUAUAUAUUAAUAGUAAAUAAUGAUACUUCAGUUAGGGAACUUAAAACACAAUUUGAAAACCUCAGAGGUAAGCAUGUUUGACCAGAGAUUGUAUUGUUCAAACGAUUAUAGCUUGGAAUUAGUUGGCGGUGAUUGACUUACUUAUUGGACAUAAUAAUGUCACACCUACAACGGCAAGUUACUGACAUGCAGAAGCGGCCACAUUUCUGGUUAUAGAACAGUCCUUAAAUUUUUCCACUAUAUCAUCACGCAUUAAUAACCAAUCCCAAUAGACUUUAGUCGACACUCUGCAGAAAUUUUAUCAGACAAAGCAACACUAUUUUUAUUACAAAAUCUGGGAAAGGUUUUUGAGAGGUUCAUAAUUUCGGCGAGGCCCUAAAUGUCGUAUUAAUAUUAAAACCUAUCUUCAAACAGUUCCACUGAAAUCCAGUUCACGAGCAACAAAGAGGUUGCAAACAUCACUCGCUCUUUGCACAUUUGAAAGGAUUUUAUUCACGUCACUGGGCGAAGGUAGUGGAUGGAAAUUCGACAUAGAUGUCAGGUAAAACUACCGUAUUUGCUUCAAGAAAUGCGGUUUACCUUUCAAGUGUUUGGGAAAAUACAAUAGGAAAA
This is a messenger RNA of Pieris brassicae (large cabbage white), 2349 nucleotides long. Its product is annotated as facilitated trehalose transporter Tret1-like. Gene Ontology annotation, molecular function: transmembrane transporter activity. NCBI's taxonomy places the organism in Eukaryota, Metazoa, Arthropoda, Insecta, Lepidoptera, Pieridae. Bases 53 to 1549 code for a protein of 498 amino acids. Gene Ontology annotation, biological process: transmembrane transport. The record is from RefSeq and is a predicted model, not a curated record. The transcript has 3 exons. Gene Ontology annotation, cellular component: membrane.